Mercurialis annua (annual mercury) is the source of this 1919-nucleotide messenger RNA. RefSeq names its product probable beta-1,4-xylosyltransferase IRX10. The record is from RefSeq and is a predicted model, not a curated record. Gene Ontology annotation, molecular function: glycosyltransferase activity. The coding region runs from base 514 to 1755 and encodes 413 amino acids. The transcript is spliced from 4 exons. Gene Ontology annotation, biological process: plant-type secondary cell wall biogenesis; glucuronoxylan biosynthetic process. Lineage: Eukaryota; Viridiplantae; Streptophyta; Magnoliopsida; Malpighiales; Euphorbiaceae.
GGAAUUAAAAUUAGACUAUCGAAUGAGGUGGCGUCAUUUGAAAUGUAUAAGGUUUAUUCAUUACAAAAUUAUGAAGGUGGAAAAAGUGUACUUUGUAGUUUUGUACCAUAUAAAAAGAGGUGAAAGAGAGCGAAAUUUUGUAAUGUGGUUAGUUUAGUAAGGAACAAGAAAGAAAGAAAAUGAUGAGAUGGACAUUUUAUCAGACUGGCAAAACAAACACACCUUUCAAUUAAUCCAUACACUUCAAUUUUUGCAAAUUGAAGCUGUGUUUUGGAAUAUUUUGCAAAUUUCACGUAAUGAAUAAAUAAACAAUGCAACUGUCUUCUUCUCUGUUUCUUGAAGCAAAUACUUCACUGCAAAUCCUCCAUUUUCAUUUUCUAAGCUAACUCCUCAACUACUAUUUUUACGACAUCCCACCCAUACCUCUCCUUCUCUUGUUAAAUACUUUUAUCUUGUCAUUGCUCUUUUCUGUUCAGAAUUCUGGUUUUAUGCAGCCAUUCCCUAAUUAACCCAAUGCCAAUGUCUGCUUGGAUUUUCACUUUGCUACUUGUAUGUGGCUUCAUUAGUAGUGCUUUUGCUGAUAAAAGAGCACGCACAGAGAGGAUUUCAGGAAGUGCUGGUGAUGUGUUGGAAGAUGAUCCGGUUGGACGGUUGAAAGUGUAUGUGUAUGAGCUGCCAAGCAAAUACAACAAGAAAAUCCUGCAGAAGGAUCCCAGAUGUUUGACCCAUAUGUUUGCUGCCGAGAUCUAUAUGCACAGGUUCCUUUUAUCCAGCCCUGUUAGGACCCUUAAUCCUGAUGAAGCUGAUUGGUUUUAUACCCCAAUCUACACCACUUGUGACCUCACACCUACUGGCCUGCCAUUGCCCUUCAAAUCUCCACGUAUGAUGAGAAGUGCCAUCCAACUUAUUUCUACCAGUUGGCCCUAUUGGAAUCGCACAGAAGGCCAGGAUCAUUUCUUUGUUGUGCCCCAUGACUUUGGGGCCUGCUUCCAUUAUCAGGAAGAGAAAGCUAUUGAACGGGGGAUUUUCCCAUUACUCCGUCGUUCUACUUUAGUACAAACGUUUGGACAACGGAAUCAUGUAUGCUUGAAACAAGGUUCCAUUACAAUUCCUCCAUUUGCUCCUCCACAAAAGAUGCAAGCCCGACAGAUACCUCCAGAAACUCCGCGAUCCAUCUUUGUCUAUUUCCGAGGCUUGUUUUAUGAUGUAAAUAAUGAUCCUGAAGGUGGUUACUAUGCGAGAGGAGCGAGAGCCGCUGUUUGGGAGAAUUUCAAGAACAAUCCUCUAUUUGACAUCUCAACAGAACAUCCAACAACCUAUUAUGAAGACAUGCAGCGAGCUAUAUUCUGCUUGUGCCCUCUCGGUUGGGCUCCGUGGAGUCCGAGGUUAGUUGAAGCUGUGGUGUUCGGGUGCAUUCCUGUCAUCAUAGCCGAUGACAUUGUGUUACCCUUUGCGGAUGCUAUACCAUGGGAGGAAAUCGGAGUGUUUGUAGCGGAGGAAGAUGUUCCUAAUUUGGACACUAUUCUAACAUCUAUACCAACAGAAGUAAUACUAAGGAAGCAGAGGCUUCUCGCAAAUCCUUCGAUGAAAAGAGCAAUGCUGUUCCCUCAGCCUGCGCAAUCUGGCGAUGCAUUUCACCAAAUCCUGAACGGGUUAGCUCGCAAAUUGCCGCAUGGCAGGAGUAUUUAUGUUAAGGGUGGUGAUAAGGUUUUGAAUUGGACAGCUGGGCCAGUAGGGGACCUGAAACCUUGGUGAGUGAAGGUGAUGUGUUUCCGAAAUGAAACUCUUGCGAUACCAAAAAGAAAAAGGAAAUUUUGUUUCUUGUAGAGAUGAUAUAUUUUGUACAUUUGAACAGUGCUUUGUAUACAUCAUGUUUUGGGAGCAUUUGUGAUGUCAAUUUCAGCGUAGAUUCACUUUCA